Molecule: messenger RNA, 5647 nt
Organism: Cydia fagiglandana
Lineage: Eukaryota; Metazoa; Arthropoda; Insecta; Lepidoptera; Tortricidae
Gene: Ets
Product: ETS-related transcription factor Elf-3-like
Exons: 3
Coding region: 84-1238 (384 amino acids)
Biological process (GO): cell differentiation; regulation of transcription by RNA polymerase II
Cellular component (GO): nucleus
Molecular function (GO): DNA-binding transcription factor activity, RNA polymerase II-specific; sequence-specific DNA binding
Source: RefSeq, a predicted model, not a curated record
CGAAGCGUGCCAAGUAUUAUAGAAGGAGGAGUUGCGCAGCGAUCGUCAUUCCGCGCCCGACCGCCGACCGCGUCGCACGCGCCAUGCUCGACUACGCGCGCCCGUACGACCCCGCCAUGUGCGACCUGUACCUCACACCCGCCGCGCCCCCCGCGCCCGCGCGCCUCGACGACUUCAAACAAGUCUUCAACAAGGGCCCCGCCUCCUACAUCUACGGGAACUACUACACCAACCCCCCGUACGACGUAUACGCAGAAGAGGACACUUCGACAAACGUUUACCACAAUCUCGUCAGCACCCGCGAGUACCCGCGCGAUGAGUGGAAAUACAAAUUCGUCGUCGACUGGAACGAGGACGACACAAUAUCCUGGAUCAUCGACACAGCUAUCUCUAUGGGCUUCAGUGAAUACGACAUACCGUGGUACAACUUCAAAAUCCUCGGACACGAGUUGCGAAUUAUCAAAAAGGAUGAGAUGAUGCAGAGACUCGCACAUCCGAGCGUAGAUCCCAAUAUCACAGCCAGAAUCGCCAGUGGAUUGUUUGAGAAACUACAGAGCCGUAUCAACGAGGAAUUACUCAGACAGUCAUCAGUGCUAAGGUAUGCAGAGAGCGAUCCCUACCAGCAGCAGGAGCCUGCGCAUACGAUGCUGGACUUGGAUUUGGAUCACAAGAGUCGGAUGUACGCAUCAGAUUACAAGCCAAACAACAGCAGUUUGCUAGCGGCGUGCGAUUCCAGUGACGACGCGGAAGACGUAUACCGUAACUCGGAGACCGCGUCUCCUGAAUGUUCCUACGGCAGUGAUGUGAGCAAGUCCGGAGAUGAGGACGAUAAGAGGAAGCAGUUCAAACGGCCGCCCGGCCGACCAAAAGGGAGUGGGAGGAAAAUCUGCAAGCGUCCAAGAAGCGUAUCAGUUCCAGAGUUCCUCAGAAACCUCCUGUUCGACCCGAAGUACUGCCCGUCGAUAAUCAAAUGGGAGGACCACGCCAACGGCAAAUUCAGGUUCGUCAAGCCGGACGAAGUAGCGAAACUCUGGGGCAAGAUGAAACAGAACGACGGCAUGACCUUCGAGAAGUUCAGCCGAGCCAUGCGGUACCAUUACCGGCAAUCGGUCCUAGUGUCGGUACCGACCGCCCGUCUGGUGUACCAGUUCGGCCCCAAAGGUCCCGACUUCAAGACGGACAACCCGAAUUUUAUCAAAGUGAAGUCAGAGCUGGACAGUUACGAGAUGUACUCCUAGUUUAAAUAGUUAGAGAGUAGUGACGCUAGUUUAGUGAUAGGUUAUGAGGCUCGAACAUGAAGCUUUUCGCGAUAGUUGACUCCGAUUUAGAGAAAUUAUAUUUAUUAAUUCUUCGUUUGUUACUAUUUGCAUCGUGGGGUGGGUUCAAAAGUCGGUCUUGCUCUAUAGAGCAAAACAAAAUGUGUUAGGUGCUUUACAAAUUAAAUUCCUAUUUCGUGCUAUCGAAAGUUUGUGACGACUGUGACCAGUCAUCCGUCCGUAUGACACAAUCUCCUAUCAAAAUGACUUCGAAUAUUAAUUUAUUUUAGUAAUACCACCUUCGAAUUUAUUAAGAUGUAUUUUAAUACCACUCACUGGAGUCUUCUAUCGUGUUAGGCGAUGAGGAGUAGAAGCCUGCUAGAUAGGUGUUUCAGAAUGUUUUGGGUGUGUUUGGGACAGUUCCCCGUUUCGGUUUCAGGCCAGUAUGCGACACAGCCGGUCACUAACUCGUCCCAAUAUUACGUCGAGAUUCAUGAGACCAGUUAUGGGCAUUGAACUAUUAUUACUAAUAUAUAGAACCGGCACACAGAACCAGUAUUAUGCGCCUAGAGUUGAUGUCGUUUUGACAACAAACCUUAGAAGCGGACCGUGAGUCUUGCGACCUAAACGCGUAAGCGCCAUGAAUUUUUAGGCGAUUACGAAGUUAUGUUAGGCGAACCCUACACAUUAAUAAAUAUUGUGAUAAUUAUCAUGAUAUUUAUUAUGUAUCUUAGGCCGGAUCACAGCACACCCUACACCAUCAAUACGGAUCGCGUCAGUACGAAGCGUUCUUUGUACGAGGCAGAUGUGAUGGACUCUAGACAGAGAAAAAUUACUGACGCCAUAAAUAUCAAACGCGACACUACACGCAAGAUAAAUAUCACGAUCCAGGAUCUAGGAUCAGAUUUGAAGCAUUACCGGAAAUCCAGCAAAAUAUUGUGAUCCGUCAAUACACUACCCUUCACGUCAAUAAAUAUUGUGAUCCGUCAAUAUAAUUGACGGAUCACAAUAUGGAUUUUGCGUGUAGGGUUCGCCUUACAGGUUGCGAUUGCGGAAAUGUCAUUGUUGGUAUGGCUUCUCUAUAGUAAUAAUAUCUCAAUGGUUAUUGGCAAGCCCGGUUGUGGACACCCCUGGAGUGUGGUUUGACCCGUCAAUUAAUAGAACGCCCGACUUGUUAAAUGUCCAUAAUUAAUUUUUAAUCGUAAUUAAGUAUUUUUACGAACAGUUUUUAUUGAGCUUCGGACUCGAUGGUUGUUCAGAACGAAUUUUUGAUAAAGUAUUUUUGAUGUUUUAAUUGUUGUAAUUUUAUGAUAGAGUUAAGAGCAGUUGAACAAGGAGCAUUCCAAUCUUAUUUAUAAUUGUAGGAAUAAGUUAUAUCCUAAGUCCGUUUCCAAUUUCGGUUCAAGUUGCCAUAAUUAGUUGUUAAGAAAUGAAUGUACUUAAUUUUAUGUUUCAUCUAUUACAUAGUUUUGCAUGGUCUAUUAGACUAUAAUUGAAGGUAAAGGAAGGACGCUUACCGCAAGGAAUUUCGAACACUAACCCGCCUGUUCGUAUCUUUACGUUCGUAUGCUGUUCCGCCCAUGAUGCUGGUGGGCAAUGACGCUGUGCGAGCGGAAAGGCAAUAUAGUUAUGCGCGUGCGAUAGAGAUAGAAAAACGCGGGUCAAUGUACGGAAUUCCUUGUGCUAAGCGUCCUUGCUUUAACAUGUUAAUUUCGGUCGUUGUUAAGCUUCUUCUCAGUGUUAGAUAAGGUAAUGAAAUUAUUUGUAAUUGAGAAUCGCCGUUGUGCAAUAAGGAAAUUAUGACAAGUAUAAAAGAUCUGCUAGCCAAAGAUUAGUUUUGACAAAUUACUUAAUGUGUUUUAAGGUUAACAAUAAAGUAUAUUUUUUUGACAAUUUUUAACAAUUUUUAGAGUUAGUUUUGCGACUCUCAGGCGAUUGCUGUGAUGUAAGAUAAAACAGAAUAAUUUCUUUGUAAAUAGUCUCUUUUCAUUUGGGCAUUUUCACUUCAAAAUGUACCAUUUAGUUUUUUUCGAAAAUCCAUCAACUAUUGGGUUAUUUCUACUCAGAAUCAAAAGGACUAUCGAUUUAAAAAGGAAAAAAUGUAUCCCAAAAAAAUGACAAUUUUGAUGCGUAUUUUCAUACAUUUUGUAUGGACCGUCACAAAACUGACACCGUUACAAAAAAUUGUAUGAAAAAAUGGGGACACUUUUUUCUUUGUCUCAUUCAAUAGUACUCGUGAUUCUGAGUCUAAAUAACCCAAAAGUUGAUGGUUUUUCGAAAAAAAAUAAUGGCACCAUUUUUUCUGAAAACCCCAAUUUAAUGUCUCAUCUUGACACCAUCAUUCUUGUUUGUUAACUCCUUCAGAUAUUCAUUUUUCUAACAAAUUAAAUUAUUUCAUUAGAUUUAGGUCUUUCUUGAAUUUAUUGAUGAGAUGACUGUAAAAUGACAACUGACAGUACAAAACUGUGUCUUUUCAAAAAGUUGUAUGUAUGUAUACUUAUCGUGCGAUGUCACAAACCUAGUUCGAAUUAUAUACGAAUAAAAAAACCUAGUUUACUAAAUCAAGUGUCAAAUACAAUCGAAUAGUGUUCCGUUUUUUGUUGUCUAUCGUUGAUUAAAAUGUAUACUUGUAAUUGAAAUUAUACAUAUAUUAUAUUGAAUUACUCAUAUUUGAGAAACUAGAUAAUUCCUAGGUUUUUUUAAACGACUUUGCAGUUUCUAUUGCAAUUUUAAAAUUAAUUAUACAACGAUUAAAGCCAAUUAGAUUACAUGAUUGAAAAAUGGAAAUAAAUAUUUUCUUUCAAAAGAAGGGUAUUGUAAAAUAUUUUAAUAUAUAUACUUAGAUUUUUUCAAUUAUAUGUCAGAUUAAAGUAUUGAAUACCGAUUGACGUCAGUUACUAGUUAUUGCUCAAGUUAAUCGUCAUUCGGUAUAUUGUAUUAAACCAUUACUAAUAAAAAUACGUAAUUAUUGAAUCAUAAGACACUGAGUUAGUCACUUUCUAGUUUUCAUUGCAAUAUGUGUACUUAUAUUAAUGUUAAAUAUUCAUUUUGGAUGUAUUUAAAUGGUAUGCUAAGAGAAAAUGUUAUAUCGUGAUUGUAUGAAACAAUUCUAAUGAUAUUGUUGUGAUUAUAAGCUGAAAAAUAUGUCAUAUACGAAAGAAAAAGUGACCAGGGCUGGGAUCGAACCUGCGUCUCCUACAUUCGCGGCAUUAUUGCGUGCCUACACAAUACACAUAUAUUUUUUUAAAGAUAACUACAACUUUUUAUAACUGGUUAUAGUUAUUUCAUAGCUUUUCAUAACAUGACUAUCAGUUGGUUUAUUUUCAAUUAUAUGCCACAUAUUUUUUCCCCAUGACUGUAGGUAAUAAAAUGAGGUAAAAGUUCCAUUAAAUAUUGUUCUAAUUACAUAUAAUGUGCCAACACAUAUAAGUAUAAUUACAUAUAUGGCGUUACUAAAUACUUUUGCCGCUUAAUCAAUUACAUUUCAUUAUUUGAUUAUUUUAAAUUAUUACUUGUAAUAUUUUAACCACCGGUAUACCUACUAAUACGCAAAAUACAAUUAAUAGUUUUGAUAUUGAAUUAUUUAUACUUAGGCAUAAUUAAACUGGUUGAUAAGAUGUAAAUGUGCAUUAUUUAAAAAAUGAUUUUAUUUAACUAAUAAACAUAUUGAGAUUGUCAUUCUUUCGUCCAUUAAAAGUCAUCCAAAAUGAAUACCUACUCACACGAGAUAGGUCUAUCUUUAGUGGUUUUCCCGUUUAUUAUAAUAGCGACUUACUUCAUCAAAAUUAUUAUCACUUUUAACUCUGUAUAUCCCAAUAUUCUCUAAAACCAUAACAACAUUAUUAUCACGUUGAAAAUUUAAAGUAUUUUGAGUGACUGAUAACAUAAUGUAGACACCCUGUUGUGGUUGAGGACACAGGAUGUCCAUUAUUCGGCAUUAGCUAUAUAAAAACGUAAGUUUAUAGACGACAUAGACAGUGACGAGCACUCGAACGGUUACCUAAUUAAAAUAUAUUUCAAUAAAAACAACCAUAAUUGUCACUGAAUACAUAUAAGGUGGUGGUAGUAGUGCUCGACAUGCUAAUGCCCAUAAAUAACACCCUGCUGUCACCUCUAUUGACAAUUACUUAAGUUUCAAGAUGACAUGUACUGGCACCGCGUCGAGCACCAGUACCGCCAAUUUAAGGAUUUCAUUAAAUAAAUCACCAUGUGUGUCAUAAUUAUCUUGAUUUAAGUCGUUAUUAUUAUAAACGUGUUUUUUUCUCAACAAUUUCUACAAUAAUGGUUGUACUGUUGUUUUGUUUAAGCUAGUUGUAAGUGUACGUGCAAUCUGAGAGGUGUUUUAUUUGAAAUUAAAAGAGAAAUAUAUGAUCUAUAUGAAUGUGAACUUA